AUAGUCUUUGCCAUACAUCCGUCAUUCCUCAUUCCGUCAAAUAGAAAAGUUGUAUAAAAACGAACAAGUUUUACGGCAACGUCCGAAUGUCAGUGAAUGUUACGAACACAAUAUUUUGAAAGACAUCGCCGUGAUUGAAAUCAUAGGCGAAGAGGUAAACUCAAAUAAUGGAGUCAACAAAACUUCGUUCCGAACUUCGAAACCAAUUAACAAGAUUUCUUCACCUGGGAAGAGAAGAGCCUAAGUAUUACCCUGGCUGCUGGUCAUCUCAUGACUAUUAUGAUGUGUCUAAGUUGAAAGCAAUAGAUUAUGCGCUCGCAAAUGGGUCUAAUAAUACUGAGGUUGUCGAUAUAAUUCUUAAGGCAUACAAACAAGGUUGGUGUACUAGAUUUGAAACAAUUGCAUUUGCUUUAACUAAAUGCCUAUUACAUGGUUCACCUGCUGUAAAAGAGGCAACAUAUAAAGCUGCAUCUGAAAUAUGUGUCAGUGCUGAACAGUUAAUGAUAUUCAACAAUUUCACAUGGGUUUUAAAAACUGGUAAUGGUCGAGGUUGGUGCAAACAUGUUAGAGAGUGGUAUUUGAAGAAAGAACCAAUGGAACUUGCAAAGGAAUUAACAAGAGUUAAAUCAAGACAUGGCCGGUCACAUAAAACUCUGCUCCGUAAAUCUCAUGUAAAAAUUGCUGAAAAUGAUCAUGCGCGUGGAGCAGUUAUAAAAUACGGGCUUUUUGGUUUAAAGCGGGCUAAGCAACUGGUUGAUAAUGCUGAAGGAACAAAGGAAAUUUUUGAUUACAUUCAAAAAGUUGAAGACUUUCGUCGAUGUGAAGACCCAGUAGCUGCGGCAGCAAUUGUCCGAAAGAACUCAUUUACACUUGAUCAUGUUCCAGGACAUCUACUUACAUCACAGGAGGUCUGGAAUGCAGUUUUACCACAACUUUCACUUGAAGAUGUGUUGUUGAAUAUCCAACGUAUCCAUAACAUGGGUUUCUUAGCUGCUGAUUCAACAACAACUGCUAUUAUUGUUUCUAUGCUGAGUGAUAAAAAUGUUAUCAAGAAAUCACAAGUUACUCCCCUUGCUGUUUAUAUUACAAUGGUCAAUUAUCAGAAGAAAUCAAAACCUCUCAAAAGCCAGAAGGCUAAAGUAGCGAUCGAUAAGGCGACUCGUCGUCGCUUGCGACAGGAGUUCGACAACGAGACCGGCGAGUGGCUGUGGACUGUCACCAGAAGACAUCCUAAAGAAGUCAAGACAUGGGGUAUUGAAAAGCAGCCGAACCAAUUGGUGAUUGAUGCAAUGCAGAAACUGAUUGACCACACAUGGCUGCUCACACCACCCACUAAUGUCCGCUACCUAAUCACCUUGGAUAUGAGACACCAUAUGUUUAAAGGUCGUCACUUCUGCAAAAACUUUACAGUACCAAAGAAAGGUAAAAAGACGGUGACUAAAACGUCGCCGGGCGGCGGUGGGGAUGCUGAUACGGUUAAAGUGGGCAGCAAGAAGCGCUUGUCCGCUGAGUGCUUCUUCAAUAGAAAUAUUACACCCGGACAUGCUGCAAUAAUUCUUGCUCUACAACUACUGAAGCGAGAGAAGAAUGUCAACUUGGCUGUGUUCACUGACGCCGGCAUUGAACUCGUCAAAAUUGAUCCCAAUUUCAGUACCAUCAGUGAAACUGAGUUUGUAUUGAGGAAAUCGAAUCUCGGAAAGGUCCAGUUGGACGCGCCUAUAGAGUGGGCUCGCAAUAACAAUAGGAAGUUUGAUGUGUUCAUCAACAUGGUGGACCGUACUACGCGUUACAUGGAGCUGGACCUGAAGGAGCGAGGAGGGCGUGGUCCUGGCGGCAAGUAUGCCCCCCCGCCCCCGGCCGGCUCAGAGCUCGUCGACCACUGCCCUGCGCGUGCGCUGCAGCGUUACCGUGCUCAAUACGUACACGAUGCUAAAUUGAUCGUGAUGUCCCUCGCGUCGCUCCGCGUGAUGACAACCGACGGUUCACACAACGGCAUCCUCGAUAUAGUCGGCAUCGACGAACAUGUGCCCAAAGUUAUGGACGCGUUCGCACUAGGACAAUUCGAGUAAGAGAUUAUUAACUCGAAUAACGCCCUUUGUACACAAGAUAAAGUAAAUCUUGAACCCGACUAUUUACGUCGAAAAGCGACUUAUCCAACACAUUGUCACAAAGGUACACAGCCACCGACAUUUUGUUUAUGGCCAUCACCAGUCGCUGACAACAUCUUUGUCAUUAUUGUUAUGAGAAAAGUUGCGAUUUCGAAGAUGGCGGAGUAAAUCUAUACAGUUGACGUGAUCUCUAUGUCUGGGGGUCAGACAAAGCGCUUUAAAGCGAUUCGAUAAUGUAUGAAAUUGACGCACGAAACUCGCAUGACUUAUCGAAAGUUAUUGUCAGUUCUAUAAAUUUUUGAAUUUCGCCAUGGAAUCGCCUCGAAGCGAAUGCAUUUUGUCUAACUGUACGAAACUAAUAGACGACUUGUGCCGAAGAUGCAACGUUGCCUUGUGUACGAAGGGCCUGAGUGUUCGAUCUCGAACAGUUCUAAAGAGUAAGCGCGUAUACGAACACAAUCUUACUCGAACUCGAUCACUACAAGUGAAUAGUUCGAGUGAGCGGAUAAGUUUUUGCUCGUUCAAGAUAGUAGACGUUAGUUAUGGGACUGUUCGAAUUCGCACUUAGCUAUAUUCAAAUCUUUUUAUUGGCACCAUAUGUAGGCAUAGAGUUAUUAUUUGGCUUAUUGAUAUAUAAUCAGUAUAUUAUAAGAGAUAUAUAAUUGUAUAUGAGUUUAAUCAUUCAUUAUAUACCAAUAAUAUGAGUGAUUGCUCACAAUAAUUGUUUAUCAAUGCAAUAUACUUAACAAUGGCCUAUAUAGUGUUAAUUUAGCUAUCAUUAUAUGUUAAGCAUAGAAACUAUAUAUUGGGGUUGAUGGCCUAUAAAAAAAAACUACGUUUUCCAAGAAAUAUUUAAAGUAUUUUGUAUUUAAUUUAUAGCAAUAUUCUGAUUAGUUUUAAUAGGUAAGUCAUUUGAUUUGUCUAAUCGAUUUCUUUACAUGUCUAAUAACUCUAUGUCUUUAUGUGGUUUUAUAAAUCUCAAUCAACAAUCAAAAGAAUACCUCCUUUACCUCAGUAUUGAAUUGUUUUUAUGACAAAAAAUUAACCACAGUGUGUUCUGAAAACCGUAAUAAAAUUUGGUCUAAAGAGAUUUAUAUUACUGAUAUUUUAUUCCGAAUUAUACUUUCGCUUCAACGGUAAUAGGGCACAAGUUUUUGGAAUGCCUAUGUAUGUCAUGUUAAUGGUAAAAAAAACUUUUUUGUGAAGUUUGCCUUUUUGUUAUUAUUGUAUAAUAUAUAAAAAAAGUGAAUGUUUUCGAGCAACGAACAAGAGUGCUAAAUAUAUUUGAAUAUAGUCGAAAAUGGAUUUGCGAGAGUCCAAGAGACCGACUCAUUUCUCAGGCAAGUUUCUCGCUUUUAGAGGUUCCAGCUUCUCCAGGUUCGAUUGUAUCUUAUAACAAUAAGAAUUGCAUUGUUUUUCAAGAACAUCACUUAAGGAUUAUUGAUACCAGAUCUCUUUCUCUUAUCGCUAUGGCCAUGAGAUGAAAUUUAUAAAUGUUUUGCUUGUUUUUUAUUCGCAUUAUAAGCUUGUAGCGUUUUGUUUUAGCUAUAUUUUUUAUUAUUAAGAACUUUUUAAUGUAUACUUUAAUUUCGCUUGUUAAGAAUUAAUAUGUUGUGUCCAAAUGAGUCUAAAAAUUUAAUUUGUUUUGUUUGGUACAUGUUUUAAAAAUGUUUCACACGAUGAGCUCUUUUACAACCGUAACAUUCAAGGGUUUUAAUGAGUUUUGUCUAUAUUUAUGUUACUAUGGUUUGCUAAAUUCUAUAGACGAUUUUGAUUUAUAAAAUCCACUUUUAAAAUCAGUUGGGUAGGAACUGAAAACUAUGAAUAUGUCAAAUGGAGAAGACUAACUAAACCUAAUAGAUGUAGUUACAAUGAGCCUCAAAAGGUGUUUUUACGGUUGACUAACUAAUAAACAAUCUAUCAUCUUUUAGUAGUUAGUUUGAUAGUGUUUUAAAUAAAUAAACCUAAUCUUAAUACUUAAACAUAGUGUAAGUUUUACAUCGUUUUAACCUAUUGACAUAGAAAUUUUCGGAUUUCUUAAAAACCUUUCAUAGUAAGGUAUACGAUCGUAUUACCCAUUGACGUAUAGCUGUUGCUUGAUUAGUUGAGAACUAAUCUUGUCGAAAUUUCAUACGUGGACUUUAUAAAGUGGCCUGUAUUGUGGCAAACUUAUAGAUAUAAAAAACCAUAUGUUACAGGGUCUUUUUGGUUAUACGAAACUCGGCUUCUGACGCUAUCUUAACAAAUUGAUAUGUGUUCAAUACAGCAAUAAUUAAAGUUGACAGUAUAUUUGGGUAAAAAUUAACCAAACAAAACCGACUUAUGUGACUUCCAUGGUUGAAUUUUUCGAGUGCCAGUGCUUUAUUAAUAGUUAUUGAGUUUCAAAUUUGUGAUCUUUCCUAUUUGCCAAAGUUUAAUAAUGCAUUUGUAAUUUAAUUCCUAAAGUACUGGCCACGAAAUAAAUGUUCAUUAGCAAUUAUUAUAGCAUAUCUUUUCGUAUCAUAGAUAAAUUGGAAACUGAUACAUGCUCAUAGUUGUUAAUUACAUUUGCCUUGUUUUGUCAUAAGAUUCUUAUGUCGUUUUGUUUAUGCAGUAAUAUUUUUGUAGUUGUAACAACUCUAUGUAAUAUAUUUAUUGCGUGGUGAUGGGCAAGUAUCAGCUUUCAUGGAAUAGUGUAAGUAAAUCCGUUUCGACGUGUUAGCUACUUUUGUACUGAUAUAUGAACGGACUUUCAGAAUCUGUGAUCACUUGGUACUCUCUCAGAUAUAAGAAUUUUUUUUUGUAUCUCAUAAUGUUGAAAUCAUCAAAAGUUAGUUGUGAUUCCAAAUUGUUAGUUAUAUUUCCUAGUAUUAUACUUUUUUUAAAUGGCAAGAGCUAUUGUAGCUUUAAGAUUCUAUUGGUGGGCACUGAUAAUUAUUUUUAUUAUAAAAUUGGAUAUAAAAUUUGUGUUUUAAAUAUUUCUAUAUUAUUUUUGUUUCUUUUUUUGCAGUUUGAUUUUUUUGUGAUAACGAAAUCAGUGUAACGUGUAUUACUAUAUUAAACAACGCUUAUAUCUCUAAAAUAGCAUUCUGUGAUUAAAUGAUGCCUUGGCGACUUCAUAAUUAGUGAUAAAAUUGCUAUAAAUGAGCCGAUUUUUCUUUUACACUCAAGAAAAAUAUAUCUUUUAAAUAAUUAAAAAGAAAAUGGCUAGUAUGUAAGGGUAGCAAAAUGUUUUUAUUAAUAAACGCUGCAUUAUAAUUACAGUCGAAGAGUGUUGUUACAAUCACAAUAACAUUAGCUUGUAAGUUGUUCUGAAAUGUAAUAUGUUAUGUUUUUUAUGUAGGUUCUGACAAAAAGCAUUUGAUCCGUCCUGUAUGAAGAUAUAUGUUAUUUCUCCAAUUUUCGAUAAUUUUUAGCUGUAGCUUACAUUUUAUUUAACCCAUUCACCGCAGCAUGUCAACGGCACCACACUACAAAAUGUAAUAACAUUUUAAAAUGUAUUUGCAUGUUUGUUUACAUAUUAAAUAAAAUUACAACUUUUGCCUCUUA
Messenger RNA from Papilio xuthus (Asian swallowtail), 5636 nucleotides. RefSeq names its product 60 kDa SS-A/Ro ribonucleoprotein. Gene Ontology annotation, cellular component: ribonucleoprotein complex. The transcript has 12 exons. NCBI's taxonomy places the organism in Eukaryota, Metazoa, Arthropoda, Insecta, Lepidoptera, Papilionidae. The coding region runs from base 168 to 2069 and encodes 633 amino acids. The record is from RefSeq and is a predicted model, not a curated record. Gene Ontology annotation, molecular function: RNA binding.